AUGGCUGACGGCGAGACAAGUUGCUGCCGUGCGGAGGUGACAUGGUCCAGCCGCUGCGACAAAUCUGAGACAGUUCACCCCUGCGUAGCCCCGCUUUUGCAGCUGCCUGGAAGAUGGAACCCACCCGUGGUGCCUGUCACCCCAGACCCACAGGCCGCGGCUUUCGGGUCAGUGCAACCCAACGCUGCCCCAUCUUCGCUGCAUCAGCAGCGAAUCACGACGCGCGCCAGUCCCACCCUCGGGUCGACCUCAAACGUCCGCCUACCCCUGCCGCGACUCGCGUCUUCGAUUCUGCAACGACAUCUCUCCACCGCGUCGCCCGUUGCCGGACAACCUCGCUCCCUCCCGCACCGCCAACCAGCACGGGCCAAGUACGGAAUUGCUUCCAAACCCCAAGUCGUGGCCUUGGAGCCGUCUUGCUGGAUCCGACUCGUCGGGUCCAGGCAACCACUGUCCGGCUUCCAACCGCAAGGGACAGGAGCGAAGGCACCGGAAUCGCAGCCCGCCAACACCGAGUGCCCUGCACCGCAGCGUAAUUGCCCAGUCGACCCGGGCCAUCCAGGAUUCUCUUCGCUUUCGCGUGCUCUGCGCACGGCCGCCGCGACCAGUCAAGCUGCAGAUUCACAGCCACGAGAGGCCGUGGCUCUGCAAGCGACGCUGCUGCUGCUGGAUCGUGAGACGUGGCCGGAUCUGGAUUCGCAGCCCAAGCGGCCCAUCAUGGGGAGAUCCGGGGCAGGGCGAAAACAGGAGCUUUCCCAGAACAGCAUCCGGAUCGUCGAUGGCAAAACGGCGCCCGAUGCUGGCGCCAAACAUGCUCGACCAUGA
This is a messenger RNA of Thermothielavioides terrestris NRRL 8126, 825 nucleotides long. RefSeq lists its product as uncharacterized. NCBI's taxonomy places the organism in Eukaryota, Fungi, Ascomycota, Sordariomycetes, Sordariales, Chaetomiaceae. The transcript is spliced from 2 exons. The record is from RefSeq and is a predicted model, not a curated record. The coding region runs from base 1 to 825 and encodes 274 amino acids.